GGGGCUGGAACAGCAGAGAGCAGCUGUGGCUGGAAGGAGGAUAGGCUGGGAAGGGAGAAAGGUCAGGGCUCCUGGAUGCUAUUGCAAUACAAGCAACAAAUAAUAUAGUGCUGAUAACAGAGACAGGAAGCCACACAGCUCCUGCAUCUGAGCUGUUGGUAAUCAAGGCUGGGAAAAGAGACUAUGGCUGCUGCCUUUUCCGUCUGAUCCGGGAACUCAGGCUGAGGAGGUGCUGCUCCCCCAGCAGGGUCUGAGCUGGGAAAGAUUUUGAUUAAAACCCCUCUCCGGAGGCUGAAACCAGCCCCCAGGGCUGCCACCAGCUCUGCCAUGAGCAGCUCCUAUGCUGGAGCCUCCAGGCUGCAGAGUAAUGUCCACAUCUCACUCCAGAUCGUCCCAUCCUUCGAGGGAAAAGAGAAAAGAAAUGACAACAGUGGAUCUGGCUCAGGCACUGGUGACCUUCGAGGAGGUGGCUGUGUAUUUCUCCAAGGGGCAGUGGGCUCUGCUGGACCCCGGUCAGAGAGCUCUCUACAGAGAUGUCAUGCAGGAGAAUUAUGAGAUGGUGGCCUCACUGGCUGGGUUUCCAGUUCCCCAACCUGAUGUGAUUUCCCAGCUAGAACGGGGAGAAGAGCCAUGGGUCAUGGAUCUUCAGGAAAGAGAGAUCCUGGGAUACAUCCACACAGAUGAGGAAGGGACCCCAGAAACCUUUUGCCUUUGGAACAAACAGCUGAGAUUCCCAUCGUGGCCCACAGGUGAUAGGAUGGUGAGUGAGAGCAAGGAGGAGAACCCUCUGCAGGAAAGACCUGAGCAGGUGGACCCCCAAAGGACAGCAUUGGGAGAAGCCAACAAAGAUAUUUCCCAUUGCUCUGAGCAAGGAGAAGCCUGUGAGAGUUGGUGCGGGCCAGAGAUACAGCCAGCAAAUCUGAGGUGCAGGUCCACUCAUGAAGGAGGAAGUGUGGAGGACUUUGACAGAACCCCAGCCCAGCCAGGAACGUGCGGUAGAGAGAAACUGCAUAACUGCGGCACCUGCGGGAAAGCAUUCAACUGGCGAGCGCACCUCCUCCGGCACCAGCGCGUCCACACAGGCGAACGCCCCUAUGCCUGCCCCACCUGUGGGAAGAGCUUCACACAUGUCUCCAACCUGACAGCGCACCGACGCGUCCACACAGGGGAGAUGCCCUACGCCUGCCCCGACUGCGGGAGGCGCUUCCGCUCAGGCUCUGCCCUCAUCGUGCACCAGCGUGUGCACACGGGAGAGAAGCCCUAUGCCUGCCCCGACUGUGGGAAGAGCUUCAGUGACUGCUCCACCCUAACUGUGCACCGGCGGGUCCACACAGGGGAGAUGCCCUACCCAUGCCCUGACUGCAGAAAACGCUUUCGGUCGGGCUCUGCCCUGGCAGCACAUCGGCGCAUCCACACAGGUGAGCGCCCCUACGCCUGCCCUGAGUGUGGAAAGUGCUUCAACCGCAGCUCCAACCUCCUCAACCACCGGCGCGUCCACACCGGCGAGCGCCCCUACCCAUGUUCUGAGUGCGGGAGGAGCUUCAGCCGGAGCUCACACCUGCUGCAGCACCUGAGGAAUCACAUGGAGGAGAAGCCCUACCAGUGCCAGGACUGCGGGAGGGCCUUCAGCUGCAGCUCCAAUCUCACCACCCACCGGCGCAUCCACACAGGCGAGAGGCCCUAUGCCUGCCCCCAGUGCAGAAAGUGCUUCCGUGGCAGCUCCUCCCUGGCUGCACACCGGCGUGUCCACACCGGGGAGAAGCCCUAUGCCUGCCCUGCCUGUGGGAAGCACUUCUCCCGCAGCUCCAACCUUGUCACCCACCAGCGUGUCCACACUGGAGAGAGACCGUACAAAUGCCCCAAAUGCGGGAGGAGUUUCAAGCAGAGCUCCGACCUUCUUAAGCAUCAGAGAAUCCACACAGGCGAGAGACCCUACGGAUGUCCCGACUGCGGGAAGACCUUCAAGCUUAGCUCAGAACUUAUUUCACAUCACACAGUCCAUGCAGGAGAGACCGCGUACAAAUGUCCUGAAUGUGGAAAGUAUUUUGCUUAUCUUUCAUCCCUGAUCUCACAUCAGAGAACCCAUGUGGGGGAGAGACCCCAUGAAUGCCCCGACUGUGGGAAGAGCUUCCACCAGAAGGCAUACCUGGCUGUACAUCAGAGGAUUCACAUGGGAGAGAAGCCCUAUAAAUGCCCCGACUGUGGGAAGACCUUCAGCCAGAACUCAAACCUUAUCAAACAUCAGAGAAUCCACACAGGAGACCGGGCAUACAAAUGUCUGGACUGUGGGAAAAGCUUCACCCUGAAGUCCGACCUUUACACACAUCGCACUGUCCACACAGGAGAGAGACCCUACAACUGCUUGGAGUGUGGGAAAUACUUUGCCAGUUUCUCAGCCCUCAUUUCACAUCGGCGAAUCCACACAGGGGAGAGACCCUAUAAAUGCCCUGACUGUGAGAAAGGCUUCAAGCAGAGCUCAAGCCUCAGUAAACAUCGGCGCAUCCACACAGGAGAGACCCCCUAUAAAUGCCCUGACUGUUCGAAAAGUUUCACUCAGAAGUCCAACCUUGUCUCACACCGGAGAACCCACACAGGAGAGACACCUUACAAGUGCCUUGAGUGUGGGAAAAGCUUCUCUCUGAGCUCAAACCUUGCUUCCCACCAGCGAGUGCAUACAGGAGAGACUCCUUAUAAAUGCCCCAACUGUGGAAAAUGCUUCAAACAAAGAUCAAACCUCAUUGUUCAUCAGAGAACACACACUGGAGAGACACCAUAUAAAUGCCCUGAAUGCGGAGAGAGCUUUAAACAGAGUUGUGAAGUUAUUUCACACCGAAGAAUCCACAUGACCGAGAGACCUUAUAAGUGUCCUGAGUGUGAGAAAAGCUUCUAUGAUGGCUCAUCCCUUAUGAAGCAUCAGAGAAUCCACACAGGAGAAAAACCCUAUAAAUGCCCAGACUGUGGGAAAAGUUUCUGUAACAGCUCACACCUCAGGAGACAUCAGAGAAUCCAUACCGGGCAAAAGCCCUAUCGCUGCCCUGAGUGUGGGAAGAGCUUCAGUCAGAGCUCAGCCCUUGUUGUCCAUCAGAGAACCCACACCGGGGAGAAACCCUAUAAAUGUCCUGACUGUGGGAAAAGCUAUAAGGCGAAGGUCUCUUUAGUAUCCCACCAGAAACUUCACAUGGGAUAGGAGCUGUUGGGGGUUCUCACUGUAGGUGACUGAGUUGGUGCCCUUCUGAUGCAAAAUAUGAAUGUGCUUCAUUUGAGAAAUAUCUGGACACGGUUACUGAAUUGGUUGGGAGGGAGAUGGUUUGGAUUUUAAUGGGAGAUGCUUGGUGGUGUCCAGAGCAGGACAGAGUGCUGGGUACUGUGGAGAUGAAGGGAUCUGACAAUGAAUUGCUAGGGAGACAGUAUUGUGAGUUCCUCGCUGGUUUUCAUAUUCAAAAGAGAGCCAAAUUGCCCUGUUGCAGGCUUCUUCGAGUUGUUAUCACCGUUAAGUGCCUAGGGAAAAGGGGAUGCUAUUCAGAAAAUCAGUGAGGCCUAGAUGCUUAUAUUUGGGCUAUAAGAAUUGCUAAUCCAUAUUGACAAGAUUUUGCAGUGAUGAAUAGCGUAUUGGACAUCCCUGCAGUUGGAGAACAGGCACUCAAAAUUGGCAGAUUAAUGAAAGGUUCCCCAGAAAAAUGGGGUGUUUGGAAAAUCAUCAUGUUAUUGUGAAGGCAGUGUAGGGCUAACAGUAAGGAAACAUGGGCUCAGGAUUCCUGGGUUUUAAUUCUCAGUUCUGAUUUGGGAAUAGGUCCAGUGGGUUGGGGCAGUGGACGGUGGAAAAUUGGCCUCCUCCUGUAUUUAGUUCUCAGUUCUGAGAGGAGGCUGAGGUCUACUGGGUAGAGGGAAAGGCAGAAAAGACCCCUGAGGCCCCAGGGGAGUUUAUGAUCAUUUUAAUUUCUGGAUUCACUAAACAACUCUGCUAAUGUCUCUGUGACAUUAUGCCAGCUCUUUCCCCUCUCUGUCCAUUUGUUACUUCUAUCCCUAGAGGAUACAUUAGUAGUCAUCCACUUCCCUGAAGCGUGGUGAGGCAUGAGUGCCUGCUCUGUCUUAUGUAGCUGAGAAAGACAAACACAAGGCUGUGUUGCUAUUUUACAUCACACAAUAUUCUCCUGUCCCUUCCUGGCUUUAUCUGUUGGGUAGUGAGUUUUACUGAGUCAAAGGAAAAAUAAGGUUUUAUUUGGAAGGGCUCAGCCCACUGCCAUUGUAUCUGUCAGGUGUCGUCAAACAGAUCUGUUCUGGGUGAUGAGCGUUUGGUUAAUCCAGCUUGUCUCUGCUCAGAAACUGUCUUCUUUAUUCUGCUCUGACCAGUUUGCUACCUACUUUGCAGACAAAAUUGUCUGUAUCUGGCAUGGCUUGGGGACAACCAAAAAUCACUAAUAAUGUUCAUUGUGAACUUUUCAUCUCUCUUGUAUCCCAGGAAUUUCCUUAACGUUCUUCCACUUUAGAAGCAGGAGAUUAGAAUAGCCCAAACCAGGACAGUUCCUUCUUUUUUAUCAAUUUCCUUUAAGGACAAUCACUCACUCUCCAGUCCUUUUGCUGGUAUCUUCUAUGAUGAGUAAAGGUUUAAUUUAAGGGGAGGGCCAUUCCACUUGAUUAACAACUUGAUUAACAUACAUUAUUAACCACUUGAUUAACAUACAUUAUUCCUUGUGAUUCUGGACUUGCAAUAAAAUAGAAAAGAAAAGAAAAAUAGUUCUAUGUACUUGUUAUGGGUCUUAUUAAAACAUGAACGAGUAUCUACUGUUAAAGAAACAUAACUGAGGUUAAAGCUACUCACAUGCCACUUUAAUGCUUAAGAAUGAAACCUCAUAAUCAAGUCAAGGUUACAACUGAAAUGGAAUCAGUAAAUCAUCAAUUUCAAACCAUUAACUUAAUACAGUAACUAGUAAUCAAAUACCAAAUUUGACAAAAUAAUGUUUUCAUUGAUUCUGGAGCAGGCAUUAAAAGAAGUGACUGAUGUGAUUUGACCUAACAUUUCCUAUCAAAAGAUCCUGUCUUGACAGUCUAGGCAAUUUAGUAGGUACAGGAGAUGAUGCAGAUAGGCACUGAAUAAAGAGGUUGAACCUGACAUAAUGCCUCAUUUGGCAUUAUGCCCUGCCCAAAGGAGAUCUGAAGCAGUAGACUAUACUAUCUAGUCUUAAGGAAAUACCAACACCCAACGUAUUUCUUUAACCACAAACCCAUGGCUGUCACAUUGCUCCCAUAAAUCUGAUGGUCAUCAUGAUAGUUAUUAUUGUACUGUUCUUAUUUCCUGCAACCCUCAAAUCAUGUGGGUUUUAACAAGUGUUUCAAGAAUGAAAUGAAUUAUCAGGCCAGGUUUACAGCUCGCAAUGACAGCUUUCAACACUUCUGUAACUUUGGAGGCACUAAUAUAGAUUAGGGACUUGGGGUUUAGGAAACAUGUAGCCACUCAUUCCAUCGACACAUGCACACACACCUUAAUAGCAAGAAAGUGUCCUCAAGCUUUGUGGUCCUGGGUACUUUUGACGCAUAGGACUGCAGUUAAUGGAACCCAAAUGAUGGAGGAGGCAGUUCCCACUCCUUCCCUCUUGGGAAUCAUCUUCAUAGAUUUAGGGCCAGAUCUCUGAAUGUAGUUAGCAUGGCCCAUAGCAGGCUGGCCUGAUGUCACUCUGGAAAGUGUCAUUCAUGAAUUACCACUGCCUAGAAAGAUCUUCUCUUGCAGCUGCAAGCAAUAUACACAGAAGUGUAACAGCAGCUGAAUGCUUAGGACAGCAGCGAUGCAUGGGGGCAGUGCCACUAGUGCAAUUGUGUGGCUGCAGCAGCAGCUGUUAUUUUUCCACCCCACCCCCAGGUCAGCACCCAGGGCUGCUGUCCCAGUCAUCCUACCUUCGUUACACUACUGAAUAUAUGCUCCAAAAAUACAAUGACUGUGGGGAUCCUUUCAGAGAAAGGAAAGCUAGUGCCAGGCUUCUGGCUAGCACAGAGCCCACAUUCAGACCCAGAUCCCACAGCAGGUUUCAAUGUAGGGUCAACAUUCAACACCAUCACUAUAGACAGCCUAAUCGUCGUCUCCACUGGUGCACACUCACAUAUCUCCAUACACCUGCACAGGACUUCUUAGCACUUCGUAGGCCUUUUGUCUGCUGCCACAUUAUCCUUCUCUCAGUUGUUAGUUAUCCCAUCCAUGCAGCAAGCCAAGAAAAGAGGGAAGUAAGGCAGGACCCACUCCAGCAGGGUCUUUCCGUUUCUCUCCAAGACUGUUACAAAUAUCUACGCUGAGACACCCUACCUGAUGAUUUCAUUUCAUAGACAUUAGGGCUGGAAGGGACCUCGGAAGAUCAUCAAGUCCAGGCCCCGGCCCAAAGGGCAGAAAGUCAGCUGGGGUCCUAGGAUCCCAACAAGAUAAGCAUCCAUUUUUGUCUUGAAGGUGUUCAAUGUAGGUGGUUGAACAGCCCUGCAUUGGAGACAGUAAUAAAAGCACCGGAUUUUUUACCUUGGGCCUGCAGCUCUUCACUCCCAUCUGGAACAGGUGCAUGGGAGGAGGCAAAAUAAAAGUCCUGGUGUUGGGUUUCAUGGCCUCAUCUCCAGAACCAAAUCAAUUAACAUGGGUUUGGAAGAGAAAACAGGACAGAAGAGCAUUGGGACACGAAUGCAGUUAUCAUUGGGAGUCACAGAAAUUAUGAGGACAAUGGGAGCUGGAUGGGAAACAAAUACCUAAGAUGGAGUUUGUCCAAAAGAGAUGGGAGCCUACAGCUGAUUUCUUUUUACAUAGAAAUGGCAUGGUUCUACUUGGGUGUCACUAGAUUCCUCGCUGUGCUCGGUAAGGGGCACGGUGAAAGGACAGAUACUGGAGAUGUUGUCAGGGAGAAAAAAGAGGGCUGCUUCCCCUCCAGAAGGGUCCAUGUAUCCAGCUACUGCAGCUCGUCCCAUGUAGAAAGUAUGUAUAUGUAGAUUCUCACGUGUCUAGUAAGGUGUAAAAUAGGGGUUCUCACCAUUAGGACAGCUAUAUGGCUUCUUUGUAGUGCAGAUUCUUGGCUAGAGCAUGGUUUCAUAAAGGUCCUCCAAACUUUCCCUUCGGUGGGUUACUCAAUCUGUUCCCUGGGUAGUUUCCUACAGCCACCGAUUUAUGCCUGUUGUGGAUUCUGCUAUGGGCUCUGGUGGCAGCAGCAGGAAAGUGAUGGGGGGGGGCCAUACUCAGACCAGCCUGGGGCUGCAGGUUAAGCCUUCAGUCUAAACUGUACUUAAAAGUUGCAGAAGAUGGCAGUCUGUUCCAGUGCUUAACCACCCUCAUUUCUGGAACAUUUGAUUUAAUCUCAGAUGUUGCCAGCAUGAACUGAUUGUAAUUGCCUAUUUCAAUCAUGAUUUUAAUCAGCCAAGAGGCAUCCUUGACCUGCAAUUAGAUAUUUGGGCGUCCCCCUAAAUUUGAUAGUCUUUGCUAGCUAUGGAGAUGCCCUAUAAUUACUUAAGGAGACCUUUAUUAGGAUUUUGAAUUUUUGAAUUUUUUUAGAAUGAAAAACAAAGGAAUUUCCUUACUAGUUAAUUUUUUACUUGUGAUUUACACCAGGCUAAUUUGGGUAGAAAUCAGCUUUUAUGAAUGGACUGGCACUCAGAAAAAUAAUUACUGUAAUCUUAUCAAAUCCUGUUUUGUAUUUAAAACCAACUGGUUUAUUAAAGAAAACAUCAUCUGUA
Molecule: messenger RNA, 7692 nt
Organism: Alligator mississippiensis (American alligator)
Lineage: Eukaryota; Metazoa; Chordata; Crocodylia; Alligatoridae
Product: zinc finger protein 271
Exons: 6
Coding region: 341-3187 (948 amino acids)
Biological process (GO): regulation of transcription by RNA polymerase II
Molecular function (GO): DNA-binding transcription factor activity, RNA polymerase II-specific; RNA polymerase II cis-regulatory region sequence-specific DNA binding
Source: RefSeq, a predicted model, not a curated record